AUGUAUCGGAGUACGCUCCUCUUCCUGUUCAUAGCCUUGGUGAAUGCCUUUGCCAACCCCGGUCCUUGUACUGGCGACUGCUGGACGCAUGAUCCCGGUCUCUACCAGAGAAAGUCCGACGGCAGAUACUUCCGCUUUGCUACCGGCGGUGGUAUUCACAUCUCGUCAGCUCCUGCGAUUGUAGGGCCCUGGGAGGACAACGGUUUCGCUCUUCCGAACGGUUCGAAGAUCAACCAUGCCGGCAACGACAACCUCUGGGCCCCUGAUGUGCACUAUCAGGAAAACACCAAGAAGUACUACAUGUACUACUCCGUGUCCGUGCUGGGCAAGAAAGACUCGGUGAUUGGCGUGGCCAGCUCCGACACCAUGGAGGUGGGCUCCUGGACGGACCACGGCUCCAUUGGCCUCAACACCAGCAACAACCCCCCCUACAACACCAUCGACGCCAACUGGAUCCGCAUCGACGGCGCCCCGGCCCUCAACUUCGGCUCGUACUGGCAGGGUAUCUUCCAGGUGCCGCUGAAGAACCCCUUCGAACUCGCCGAGAUUGCGCCGCACCAGAUCGCCUGGAACGCCAGCCUCAAUCACCGCAUCGAGGCCGCCUUCGAAUUCAAGCACGGCAACUACUACUACCUGACCUUCUCCUCUGGCCUCGGCGGCAACUACGACGUGAACUUGCCCGCGCAAGGCGAGGAGUAUAGCAUUCACGUGUGCCGCUCGGAGGGUGGCCGAAACAACUUUGUCGACAAGUCGGGUCGCUCGUGCCGCGAGAGCGGCGGCACCACAUUGUUGGCGAGCCACGGGAAUGUGUACGCCCCGGGCGGACAGGGCAUCGUCGAGGACAAGAACCUCGGUCAGGUCCUGUACUACCACUACGCCGACAAGACCAAGGGCCUGGCCAAGACGGACUACCAGUUCGGCUGGAACCGCCUCAACUGGGUGGACGGCUGGCCUUCUGUAUAG
Aspergillus terreus NIH2624 is the source of this 963-nucleotide messenger RNA. RefSeq names its product arabinan endo-1,5-alpha-L-arabinosidase. Bases 1 to 963 code for a protein of 320 amino acids. Lineage: Eukaryota; Fungi; Ascomycota; Eurotiomycetes; Eurotiales; Aspergillaceae. Gene Ontology annotation, biological process: carbohydrate metabolic process. The record is from RefSeq and is a predicted model, not a curated record. The transcript has 4 exons. Gene Ontology annotation, molecular function: arabinan endo-1,5-alpha-L-arabinosidase activity.